Molecule: messenger RNA, 2748 nt
Organism: Chilo suppressalis (striped riceborer)
Lineage: Eukaryota; Metazoa; Arthropoda; Insecta; Lepidoptera; Crambidae
Source: the annotation of a GenBank genome assembly
AUGGCGCUAGUGAUGUUGCCAUGCGAUCUUCCUUGGUGGACCUCUGUGCAGCGACAUCUGAAGCAUCUCCUAUUAGCUUCAGCGCCGCACAAGCUCACUGCCAGCAUGUUGAAAAUUCACGAUAUGUGCAACAUAGGCAUAGAUCCAGAUGAUGACAUCAAAGACCCAGAGCUGAUGAAAGGGCUGGAACAGUUCCUGGACGAGGAGAUGACUGAGGAAGAGCGCAGAAACUUCCUGGACAACACCAUCAGGAUAAUGGUGAACAGAGCCUUGCAUUUGAAGAAGUGGCGACCGCCUAAAGGGCUCGUGUUCAGCUUGCAACAGCAAAGUGAUGUAACAGAACUGGAUUACAAUUUCGUGUCGUCCUUAAUUGCUCAUGCGUUUUUCUCAACUUUUCCAAAGAGAACGCUCAAAACGCACCCAACGCUCCAAGAUUUCAAUUUCACGCAUUUUUUUAAGAAUUUACAUAGGAAAUCACAGAGGAAUAAGUUAAAAAGCUUGCUGCAUUAUUUUGAGUGGUUAGAUAAACAUAGUACAGAUGGUUGUAUUAAAAUAAGCCGUCAGGUUAUGACUUCGAAACAAUGGUUGACUAUUGAAGACUGGUUAGAGUGCACUUUGCCUCUGUGCAAACUGCUUGUGAGGCACGAAGGAAGACCUGAGAGGUGCGAGAACGAUGAUGCGAUCAGGGUCUGCUUCGCGUCGAGUAGGAUUGGUGGAGAAGUUUUGAUCGACGGGGAAUCACAGGAAUCGCUAGCGAUGUUCAUGAUGCCGGAACUUCUACCAGCGAUGCUGUCGGUGGAGGCGCUCGAAGACAACGAGGUCCUAAAAGUGGAAGGCGUCAGAUUAUUUAGUAGGAUUUGCGAUAAGAGACAAAAGACGAAGAUUGAACUCCUUGAGGAACCGAAAACGGUAACAGUAUGUCUUAUGGACGCAGAAGAUUACAGCAAAUUGCCUUUGGGACAAUGGGAAGAAGACAACGUAUUAAGAGAAAUGAAUAAGUGUCUACUAGCUUUCCAACAAACGCCAAUGAAAAGUCCCAGACACGAGAGAAGACUUUCACCAAUAGGUGAAUCAUUCAGCCACACGCCUCCAGAAGUGGAAGCGACAGUGGUCGUGAAACAAGCCUCCUCCUGUAGCACAAUUAACAGCUUCAACAGCAGAAGUCCGUCGCCGCAAAACUACUGCGCGGCUACAAUAAACCUUAACGAUCCUAGUGUCGAACUAACAAAACGAAAAUGUUGGCUCUCCCCCGACACGGACACGCUAAACAACCGACGGGGCAGGUUCAUCGUGCUAGGCUCUUCGGGAGAGUGUCUGCCGGUAACCAGGAGCCCGGGGCUGCCGACCCUCGACACGCAGGAGGACAGCCUCUAUUCCAGCUGCAACUCCAGCGAUGACGAGUACCACAGCGCUAACGACAGCUUCGAUUAUGGUGGCAGCGAAGACGAAGGCAGAGGCGAGAGCGCCCGGCCCAAUUCAUUCCAAUACUCCAAAGACCUGUCUACGGAGGAGCGACGAAUGAGCUUCGCGGACCGCCUGCGCGACGCGUUGCGACGUGAAGCUGAGAACUCCUGCACCACCAGUACCACCGGUGACUGGUCCACCGACAGCUCCAGCUACGCGGUCGGCGUCAGCAUCUCCGGGGCGGGGGUUCACGACAGCGAUAUCAAAGUCAAACGUGGGGGUUCCGUGGGCUUUGUGCUAACUGAAAAAGAGACUAUAAGCAACGGCUGCGACCCGUGUCCGAGACGUCGACCGUUGGGCAGGAAGGAAACAGGAAAUAGUUCCAAAUACAGUUUCAGCACUGAAUACACAUCAGAAUUAGAAGAGGUUUACGAGCAAUUUAAUCAGUGGCUAAACGAUCCAAUUGUAGAGUCGACUUCUGGAGAACAUAAAGCACGGGAAUUGGACUCCCGAGAUUUGGCUGUGAUAAGAUUCGCGGGGUCACUACUGAAGCGCACCCUGAGUGAAUCUAUGGCGUGCGAUUUGCCCGGCGUGGGGUCAGAAGGGGCCGCGGAAGCCGCUGAGCUGUACGGGCGGGACGGACGCGACCGCGCUGCACCGCGCCGUCUGGCACUCGCCGCGCGCUCUCUGUCGCUUGAGCUGGCACGCCACCGGCAUCGCCUCGCCGCGCAACUGAAACGUAAAGUUAAAGAGUGUAUCCCGGAAGAGAUACUAGAAAGCAGCAAGAUAAGAGACGCAGAUGUGGCGGAGACAAGCAGUAGACAUUGCUCAGAGUUCAGCACCUCAACCGAAUCGUGCAAUACGCAAAUAUCUAAUCCUGCCGUUAGGAAGAAAAAAUUGAAUUGGGUGAUAAACAUGAUCGUCGAAACGAUCGAAGAGAACGUCAUAUGCGAACCGGUCACUGUAAAACUAAAGAAACCAAAGCUGAGCCAAUUGGCGCACAAAAUCGUGUCAGGUGGUUCCAACCGGCCGGUGGCGACUGGAAAUUGGGGCUGCGGCAGCCGACAGCGCGGGCACGCCCAGCUCAAGAUGCUACUGCAGUGGCUCGCGGCCAGCGUGGCUGGAGUACCCGCCCUCAUCUACUACACCUUCGGGAAUGAGAAGCUGUUCAAGCUAGAUACCCUGGUUCGAGUGAUAGUAGACAGAAAGUGGACAGUUGGUCAGCUAACGCGAGCGGUGCUCAAAUUCGCCCGGCAGACGCUACACGAGCCCCACGUGAUACCCGACAACCACUCACUGUUUGACGAACUAAUCGGCAUCGAGAAGACACCAGACGACACAUAG